AAACACACACGCACGCAGCCAUGAAACGAAGUCGUCGUGUCGUGCGUUGAGGGGGGUCCGCUUACGUUUUGUUACGAGGUGGCAUUUUAAGCCGAAUAAGGGGCUGAAUUCAAGCACUAUUCAUUCCCGUCUCGGCUCACUCUCAGUGAAGUUCUCAGUAGAAUGACGCUUCGCUGAUAAAGGGAGGGAGGUGUUCUAGCAGCACCGACCUCGUCCGGCAUCAGACACACAGAAAUCCGGUCGAAAUGAGCUGUGGAUGUGUGUGUGUGUGGCUGUGCCACCCAUGCGAAUGAGAGACGUCCGAGCCGAAUUCAGUGCAAGGGGCGACAUGAGUAUUAUGGAUGGAUUGCAUGAUGAGUGUAGUGUAUCGGUUGAGCGUAGUGUAUCUGUGUAGGUAGGAAGCAGAUGAUACAUGGAAGGUAGGGAAGACGGCACAUGCAGACAGGAAUGAUUCUGGGAAGCACAUGCAUGACAGAUGGAUGGCAAGAGGAAGGCAUGGCAAGGCGCAGCUAACACGAGUGGCCCAGACUACCACGAGAACAAAUGGUUGCGACAGGACGUGUUGAAUUGUCGCAAGGGUUAAGUGCGAGCUUUUGCGAGCCUGAAACGGUUAGGAUCGACCGUUAUUCAGGAUCGCCGGCUUCAAGAUCGCCGGCUUCAGGAUCGCCGGCCGAAGGACUUUCGAAGGACUUGGCCAUCCUGUCGUUAUUGCUUCUUCAGAUCAGAUUUUUCCGACAAACUUGACAGAAUCGUUGACUUUGACAGAUUUCUUGUUUUCUUUGCAUAUGAUGGACAUAAUCGUUAAUGUGUGUGCAUCCCCCGCCACCCUGUGUGGCAGCUUUCACUGAAGGGACGUGCGCGACCACCAGUGAGCGUGCACAAGCAACCUCAGCCUCGACAAAGAGAGACAUCAUCCCCACAUUGCGUCCAAGUGACUCAGGUGAGCAUCAAGCUUACGCACUGACUUCAUAGUGCGAGGACCUUAAGCGAGGGUAAGCACAAGCAACACUUCACUGACAGACAGUCACACACGUGUCGCGACAGGACGCCAAUCAACCGAACAGCAACCACACCAACCAGGAGGGAGCCCUCGUGCAUUUUGGUACACCGUCCGGGAGCAGCUUGAUAGCUCAGGACACCUGCGACAAUUCAACACGUUCUGUCGCAACCUCAAUGGUGGAGACGAGGCAUAGCAAGCGAAAGACGCAGCCGUCUUCAGCUGACGGAGGCGUAAACAAAGGGGGCGGUCCGAAGGGAAAGGGACGCAACACCACACAGGGGAAGGCCACGAAGGCGAAGAGGGAGCACACGAAGGAAGAGGAUUCAGACAGUGUGAUAAUGCACCGCCAGCAGCCAAGCACAGGAGCUGCCGCGCGCGAUGCAAAUGACAUGCGCGACGACCACCGGGUGGGUGAGAUCACGCAAAGAAUGACAGGCUUGGACCUGCAGAAGCCAUCGAUGAACAUCCGGCUCUUCACAGGCACGUCAGAUGUCCGGAUUGAGGACUUCAUUGAGGAUGUUAAGCUGGGCGAGCAAUUGUUCCGUCUUAAAGGGGAACGCCUUCUGCCAUACAUCGUGAGUGCACUGCAUGGCACUGCACACACAAGGGUGACCCGGUGGAUAUCAGCACAGACAGAGACGGGCGUAUGGGAGAACCUCAGUGGGGAGGAGCGAGUGGCCAGCCUCCUCGCCUACAUGAAGCGGGAGUUCGGCCAGAAGGAAUCACAGACCCAUGUGUUAACCGAGAGGAUGAAAACAUGGCGGCAAAAGCCCAAGCAGACAUUCGAACAGGCGUUCGAUGAGUUCACAGAGCUUCAUCAAAGAGCACGGACACCAGAACCCCAAGGAGUAGGGCAAAUCGUGGAUGGGUUGGAUUGUAGACUGAAAGAGGAGAUACUUCGAAAGGAGCCUAUUUCGCACUCGGAUCAGAUCAUGUACCUACCACAAAGAGACAGAGCGAGGCUCAGGCAGCAUUUGACCCGAUGGCAUAUGAGCCAAGCCUCAAAGACAUCCAGCCAGACGACCGAUUUGACCGCGUCGAGAAACACGAAGUGCAAGCAGUGAUCGGCAAGAGAAAACAUCGAGGCAGAGUGCAGUACAAGUUGAAAUGGCGAUGGUGGCCUGUCUCGUAUGCCACCUGGGAAGACGAAGGGAACUGCACCUGCCCCGAACGUGUGCAAGAGUACGAAAACCGGACGCGAGGUGACGAGCGUACCUUUGAUGAUGCGCCGUUCCCGAAACUAAAUGCGACGGUGAGGAUCACGCAUUGCAAGGAGCUCAAUCGUGAGCACGUCGUGAAGGUCAUUGGCCUUGACAAGCGAGGAAUCAAGAUGGAGUUCCUUGACGAGCCUACGCGCACCAAGCUAUCCAGGAGGGAGAGCAUGGUUGGGGAGAAAAGCAUCAUCCAGCUGAAGGACUUUCUGAGGGACUACCAAUGGGAAGCUGAGCUUGGCUCAGAAGCAGUAGCCGCAGGCGAAACGAUGCUGCCCACUGAUGCCCUCGAGCAGCAGGUCUGAAGGGCAACAGCAGCGGCCGAAGGAUGAGAGGAAAUUGAACCCGUCAAAGUACCUGACAGCAGCAGCACCAAAAGAGGGGCUGCUCGUGAGGUUGUUUCUCGAGCCUUACAGUGUCAUCGUUGAAGCCGAAGCCCUCGGGCAACAGCCCACCGACGGGCUGGGG
Vitrella brassicaformis is the source of this 2679-nucleotide messenger RNA. The record is from the annotation of a GenBank genome assembly. Lineage: Eukaryota; Vitrellaceae.